This is a messenger RNA of Nilaparvata lugens (brown planthopper), 1441 nucleotides long. Its product is annotated as GILT-like protein C02D5.2. The record is from RefSeq and is a predicted model, not a curated record. The transcript is spliced from 7 exons. Bases 616 to 1233 code for a protein of 205 amino acids. Gene Ontology annotation, molecular function: oxidoreductase activity, acting on a sulfur group of donors, disulfide as acceptor. NCBI's taxonomy places the organism in Eukaryota, Metazoa, Arthropoda, Insecta, Hemiptera, Delphacidae.
AAGCAGUUAGUUACGGCGUGUUAUGGCAAAAAAAGAAAGUUGUUUCACGUUCAGUGUCAACAUUCAACCUUAGAACAACUCUUUCACAAAUGAUGCUUGUUACCGUAAAGAAUAGUCUUGGAUGGGUGCUGGUCUCGAUUGGUGCUAUGCUAUGCUAAAUGCUUUACAGGAAGUGAGCUGAUUCAAUCGAUUUUCUAUACAGUAAGUUACCGAAUCGAGCAUUUUAUAAAUCUGACGUUGUUUCUGAGCAAAUAACAAAAAAGUGCUCACGAUGUUCCAAAGCCAGUAAAACACGUUUUCUAGGAGCGCAGCACACGACCGAGAGAGAGAAGCAAUUUUGUUUGUAUUCUAAUUAGGAAGAUUAUAGGGAAGUGCUGGCUGGCUCUAGCUUGGAAGUGGAACUCACCAUCUGAAUUUAGAAUAGUCACUAGACUUCCUCUAUCAAACGAGAUCUACUGCCUAAACCAGUGAGUACUUCCCUUUUGUUUUCAAUUUUUAAUACUAUUUAUUUGCACAUUCAUCAAAACAAUAAGUCUAGUCAGCAAGUGAAAAUUCUCUUCUACAGAUAAUAGGUAUUUAUAUUAUCUGUAGUAACAGUAGUAACUGGAAUUCAAUAUGAUGUUAAAAAUCGCAUUACUGUUUGGUUUGAUUGCUAUCUCGUCUGGUGAAGAUGCAAAAGAAAAAGUUCAAGUGACAGUUUUCUAUGAAAGUCAGUGUGGUGACUCAAUUCGAUUCUUCAAGAGACAAGUGAAACAAGCCUAUGACGUACUCAACCAACACAUUGAUUUUGAAUUUGUUCCUUACGGCAAAGCAGUGCACGAGAAGCUAAAUGACAACUACAAGUUCACUUGCCAUCAUGGAUCCACAGAAUGUGAUUACAACAAAGUACAGUCAUGUGCGAUCAAGUACAGUCCCGACCAGAAUACAACUGUUUCGUUCCUCUCCUGUGUGAUGGGCACUUACCAGCAGAGCUCUGUUCUGGAAUCGUGUGCAAAACAAAGUUCAUUAGAUUUGGGAAAACUGAACGAAUGUGCCGCAGGAAACGAAGGAGACGAACUUCACGCCAAACAUGGAGACAGAACUAACAGUUUCCGUCCUUCAGUCUCAUAUGUUCCAACAAUCGUCUUGAAUGGGGUUUACGAUAGCACAACACAAUACGAAGCUGAAUACAAUCUGCUGGCAACCGUUUGUAAAAAGUUGAAAACCAAACCAGAGGCUUGCAAGACAUCGUAGAAAAAACUUGAAAAGAAAACAUUCCAAACUUCUUUGCUGAUAUUCACUGAGCAGUUUCAUGAUACAUUGGUUAUUUUGUUUGAUCCACACCAAUAGUUACCAACUAGUAAGCUGAUUGAAAUAUCUGAUAAACAAGAAUGAUGUGUAUGUGAUGGUAGUUGCAAUAGUACAAAUUACUCUUUUAUAAAUAUUAAAAACGUAUCUCCUA